This is a messenger RNA of Haplochromis burtoni (Burton's mouthbrooder), 6329 nucleotides long. RefSeq names its product leptin receptor (gene lepr). The transcript is spliced from 21 exons. NCBI's taxonomy places the organism in Eukaryota, Metazoa, Chordata, Actinopteri, Cichliformes, Cichlidae. Gene Ontology annotation, biological process: cytokine-mediated signaling pathway; immunoglobulin mediated immune response. Gene Ontology annotation, cellular component: external side of plasma membrane. Gene Ontology annotation, molecular function: cytokine receptor activity; protein binding. Bases 2356 to 5781 code for a protein of 1141 amino acids. The record is from RefSeq and is a predicted model, not a curated record.
ACCCUUUCUCGUUAUUACUAAAGCCGUGUCCGAUCGUGUUUCUGCCUGUGACCUUUCACGCUCCUGUGCGGUCCUCUAUUUUUCCACACAGAAGUGAGGAAUAACUGCUGCGUUAACUCGCCCACUUCUGACAAACUGACAGCUUUAACGUUUUUUAGUGGCAUGUGUUUCCCCCUCCGUCAUUUCUGUACCUGCCGCCUGAUAAUAAAUGCCUUUUAUUACUUUUCUCUUAGAUUGUGAUUUCUGGGCAUCAUCUCUAACUUUUCUCUGAGUUUCUCUUAAUUUCUCACUUUUUUUUCACUUGAACUUUUUAUGAUAUGCUUGUUCCAGAGCACAUUUUUCUGUAAAGUGUCUAAGAAUGGAAUAGCCAAACUUUUUAAACUUGUUGUGAUGCAGCUUGGCAGAAACUAUGUUCCUGCUUUUGUGGCUGCUGAUGGGAAGGAGGGGAGGAAACAAGUCCCUGCGCGCCUCUGUGCAAAGCAGCUUCAGUCAGGGUGUGAGUCAGACAUGGAUGAAUAGUUGGCGAGGUGGAGUCCCUGGAGGACACGGAUAGGAGUCCUGCAAGUGGAAAAUAGUUUCAGAUGCUCGUCUUGAUCUAAAUUGUUUCCAAAGAAGGGGGGGGGGGGGGGGCAACAGUGCUCAGAGUAGGAAGAAGGGCAUGAAUAACAGCCCUGAGUUGCUCAGUUCCACCUGCAGAUGAUGAUGAUGAUAAGUGAGCAUCACUUUAUUGACAGCUGAGCUUUUUCUCUGCUGCACAUGUUUGGUUGCACGCUGGGCGAAGUCUUUGUAGGAGGUGUUGCAAAUCAGCGAGAAUCGUGUCAGUGUUGAAUUCUUCUGUGCGACGGAGUGUGAUGCAGGUAUUAAAUGCAUGGCAGAUUCCUAUUUCACUAUUUUGUCCAUAGAAGUUUCUCAACAUAUGUUAACAUCCUGGCUCCAAAUUCCACAUGCUGUAACACGGAUGCAAGCAGGGAAUCCUUGUUUUCCAUCUCACAUGCAAAUGACUGUGGGUGAGAAAUCUGUCUCUACAACAUUUAAGCCUUCAAGUGUUUCAUGACCCUGCCAUGAGCACUGUUUUUAUAAUAACUGAGAUACACUAUAUGCAAUCUUACUCCCACCAUAGCUUUUGUGAACUGAGUUACCUUUUUCCCCGUAAGUUAAGAAAAUAAAAAAUUGCUAAAAAAAAAAAGGAAAUGCACAGCAUAAGUUGUUGGAUUGGAUUAACAUUAAAAAUUUUGGAGUUUUUUGGGGGAAAUUUUAGUUAAAUACAGUAAUAUCGUCAUAAAGGAUUCCUGUUAGGUUAACGUGAAACUGAAACCUUUGUGAUGAUUCUUUCAGUAAUUAUACUGAAGUGAUAACAAUGCUUUGCAUAACAGACUUUCCCCAAAGCUGUUCCAAGAAUCACAUGAAGGUGAUGGCAGGUGUAUACGUGCUUUUAAAUAGAUGAGAUGCUUCCUCUACUGAUGUUUCUGCUUUACAUGAAUUCAUUGAAUCCUUUAUGGUCUGUUUCCACCAGAUAACAAACCUGUCGGCCAGUUUGCUCUUAUUUUCAGUGGAUCCUUACAAAUUUGGCCACAGAUUGGCUUGCUAAUGAUUGGUGUAUUAGAAUAGAAUAGAAUUCAACUUUAUUGUCAUUGCACAUGUCACAAGUACAAGGCAACGAAAUGCAGUUUGCAUCCAUCCAGAAGUGCUGGAUGUAUUGUACAGAAGUGCUGUAAGUAUUACACUCAGACCAAACGCACAGUGCCUGCUGUGCAUCUGUGGUGUUGUUUUUCACCAGGACGCUGUGUGUCUGGGGUUGGUGUAUCACUGAAUUAAAAGAUUGUAUUCAUUUACUGCCUCGCUGCUCUUGUUUGGCACAGAAACAAGCAGAAGUGGAAAGCUUCACGAUGAUGGUCGAUGGAAAAAAAAAAACAGAAAACAUCUGAAUUUGAUUAUAUUUCUGUUAGAGAGAAAAGAAAAGAAAGCAAAUUGCCUAUUUUUAUCUAACAUCUAUAUUCACGACGUCUAGUGAACAGUUACAUGGGCAAAAUACAGAAAAGAUCUCCCUGCAAUAUUCAUUCCUCCUGCCUGGUGUGUUUCAUGAAUGAAAAGCAGUUGAGUGUGAGGCGGGAGAGAGGGAGGUGCUCAUAUCAGCGAGAGACCUUUUUUUUUUUUUAAAAUAGAAAAAUUGCAUUUAGAAUCUCCUUGGCUCUGCCUUUUGCAAAGACUUUUAAUUGUCACUAUUUAUUCAGGUCACGACAAAGUCCUGGCUUACAGUCCCUUUGGAGAUCCAAGCACCUUAAACAGCUGUGUCUCUUUUUUCUGUCCUCAGUGAGAUUCACCACAGCCAAAGCCUAUGUGGUCCAUGCUCUCGCGAUGACCGCUACAAUGGUUCAGUCUGUAAUGCUGACAGGCCUUGUGUCUGUGUUCCUGGUUUCCUACGGUGCUCAGAGUUUGAAGCCCGAGGAUGGAGCCUCUCUGCGUUCAGGUGCCGUGGACCUCCCGUGGCAAGAUGAGCUGUGCUGUGAGUUACCUUCAGCCCACCUUGGUGUGGAGGGAGGCAGCACAAAUUCACCAGAAGCAAACCUCUCCCAAUCAAAUCUCCCACACAGUCCCGGCUGCACUUUUAAGAGCUCGAGAAUUGAUUCACAUCAUCCCCGAUCCUCUGGCGGCACCUGUUUGGACAUCCUCUGCAGAAUUGAUGGAAACUGGCAAAAUUUAAUCUGCGAUCUUCGGUCUCGUGGUCAGCCGUCCGACAGUCUUAUGGCAGUCAGCUUACGGCGGCAGUUAUUUCAGCAAGAUGGUGACUAUCCCGCAUCUGAAAAUCCCGUUGUUUGUGAGGCGCAGGAUUCCUUCAUGUGCUCACUCACUCUUGACCCAACAACAAGCUUUGUCGCCAUGGUAACUGUCAGCAUCUCUGAUGCCGUGGCUCCACCAGUUCUGCUCAGAGUUCCUGCCCGACCUGAGAAACCUAGUCCUCCAGGCAACCUGUCACACACUCAGACCAUCGAGGCAGAGCUGAUCGUGCUCUGGGAUGACCCGGCCGACGUUGACGCUGGUCCACUGAGAUAUGAAGUCCGAUACUCCUCUGGCACCACUCACCCGGCCUGGCAGGUGGUGUCUGCGCCUGGAGAGCCCAGAGUGUCUUUGGAUCUGAAGCCCAAACUAAACUACACCGUUCAGGUCCGCUGCUCCGGCCCGGAAGAGCCUCCACUGUGGAGUGAAUGGAGUGAACCUCACCACAUCCGCCUGGAUACGGUGAGCUACAUCCCCAAGAAAGUGGUGGCUAGACCCGGGGAGAACGUAACAGUAUACUGUGUAUUCAACGACCACAGAAUGAAUGCCAGCAUGGCCGUGUGGAAGCUCAACUUCCAACCGCUGCCUUCACCCACCCUGUACCACCCAGUCAACCAGUGGGUGAGCAAGAUCACAUUGCAUCCUUCAGAGAAUCAAAUGUAUGACCUCCUGAGGUGUACCGAAGAGUGGAGCAUCCCUUACAGCCAGAUCUAUGUGGAAGGAGCUGACAUUGAUAUAAAGUGUGUAACCAACGGGGACAUUGAUGCCAUGGACUGCAGUUGGACUCACAAACAGCCGGAUAAGCUCAGAUUUCAAUCCAAGUGGGCCGACCUGCCAUGUGACGAGAUGGAGGAGAGGGAGAGAGCGGGUGAGAAUCUGGGGGAGAUGAGUCCUGCCUGCAUGGAGGGCAGGCAGAAAACCUGCACCAUCCACCCUCUGAGGAUGAACUGCUAUAAACUCUGGCUGGAGUUGCCAUCGCAACUGGGUCCCAUCAGGUCCAGACCGGUCUACCUGUCACCUGUAGAUCACGUGAAGCCUCACGCACCCGCUAAUGUGAAGGCAGUGAGCCACAGCAGUGGGGUCCUGGAGGUGACCUGGCAGGCUCCGCCUUUGCCAGUCGAUGGUCUCCAGUGUCAGUUUCAGUACUACUCGCCAUCCACCGUGAGCCCCCAGCCAAAGUGGAAGCUUCAGGAUCCUGUGCGGGUUCUGUGGGCAGAGGUCGCCGUACCAGAUAUGUGCCGCGUAUACGUGGUUCAAGUGCGCUGCAAGCACACCAAUGGCACCGGCUACUGGAGCGACUGGAGCGAGUCUGUCUACUCCACUCCGCAAAACAGCAGAGCUCCUGAACGAGGCCCUGAUUUCUGGAGAAUCCGUCAAGAUGAUCCACACAGAAACCAGUCUAACAUCACGCUGCUGUUUGAGAAUUUCGCACCUUCUGGGAAUUCCUAUUGUGUGGAUGGAUUUAUAGUCCAGCGUCGGUCCUCAAGCGGAUCUGUGCUGAGGGAGAAGAUCGAGCUGACGUCCUCCUACAGCUUCGAGUGGAACCAGGAGCUCCAGACUGUGACUGUGGAAGCCUACAAUAGUUUGGGGAACUCCACAGACAACAUAAACAUGACACUGGAGAGACAGCCCAAAGGCCGCUGCGUGCGUUCAUUCCACGUGUUGCAUAUCAACAGCACAUGUGUGUCACUGUCAUGGAGCCUGUUGGAGAACAGCUUGGUGCCUCUGUUCAUGGUGGUCGAGUGGUUGCCACACAAGCAGCAGGACUCUGGGCCAAGAGCAGAGACGUGGGCCAGACUGCACUACACUGAUUACCCCGUCUAUCUGAGAGGUGAUUUUUUUGCCUCAGAGGAGUACGGCUUUUUCUUGUACCCUGUGUUUGCUGAGGGAGAAGGGGAGCCGAUUUACACUUUAGCCACCAGAGGAGAUCCUGAGGCCUACAUAAUGCUGAUGAUCAUCUCCUUUCUUUUCAUCAUCCUGUUUGUCACCCUGGUUCUCUCCCAAAACCAGAUGAAAAAGUUUGUAUGGAAGGAUGUUCCCAAUCCAAGGAAGUGUUCAUGGGCUAAAGGAAUAGACUUCAAAAAGGUGGACACCUUUGACUAUCUGUUCCGACCACAGGAAGGUCUGCCGGUCUGGCCGCUGCUCAUGCCCUCUGAGAACAUCUCCCAGGUCAUUAUAGUGGACAAAGUUCUGACUACGGCCCUGAUCCAAAACCCACUUCCAGACCCUGCAGAUGCCUUAGCUGGCUCCCAUUCGCCUGGGUUUGACCUGAAUGUCGAUCAGUUCAUGGAGAAUGAGACUCUCCCUGUUGAGGGUCCUUCUUCAGCUGUUCUGGAUAUGUUAACUACUUCAAGCCCAAGAGCAGAUGAUCUGCAGCCAGCUGAUCCCUCAGUGGACCAACAUCCAGGUAGCACCGACAACUCUGGGCAGUCUUCAGUCACUUACACUGCUGUUCUGGUCUCCAAUCCCAGUCAGGACCAGCAGCCCCCCAUUCAUCUGCCUUACAAGGAUGGUAGUGAUAACAGCUCAAGCGAUGAGGGAAAUUUCUCUGCCAACAACUCUGACAUUUCAGGAUCUUUUCCCGGUGGCCUCUGGGAGCUGGAAAGCUGUCGUGGUUUGGAGAUGGAUGACCCGAGGCGCUCCUGCUCGAACAACUCUGUGGAGGAGCUUUCUCAAACAUCAGAUCAAGAAGACGAGCAUGGCGUGAGACGGGAGAAGGACUUGUAUUAUCUAGGAAUGGACUACCCAGCAGAGGAUGAGGAGAGUGAGAAAGACGACGAGCAGAGUGAAGACGAAGAAGCCAAAGUGGAGCUGCUUAAAAGUACUCCUUUGAACAGAGGGCACUGUUCCUUGGAGUUGCAUCCUUUGCUCAGUCAAGAUAACCCGAGCGAGCCCGGGAUCCUGCCGUCACCGUCGACGUGUGGCUUCGCCAUGCCAUACCUGCCUCAGUUCAGAACUGCUACGUGCACAGUGCAACACACACAACUUGAACCCAGCUGUGAUUAACGUGUGCACCAUUAAAUCCAUAAUGUGACGCAUCAGCAUUUGCCAAAGCUGAUUUGCAUCUGUUCCUUUGGGCAUAAUGAGGUGUGAGGCCAGAAAAAGUAAAAAAAAAAAGAAUUACCUCAAGCUUUGUAUGAUUGCAAGUUGAUGUUCAUCAAUGCUGCUAUUGUGUGCUGUUGGAAAAGACAUCAGGAGGGCACAAGCCUCAGGAGAAGGCAUUUCUUUCUUUCUUUGUUGGGCAUUAAAACCCAGAUUUUACUGUGUCAUACUGCAACUGUGCCGUAUCUGUGGCUGAUGUUAAAAAAAGUAGAGCUACAGGCAAGGCUGCGCAAGCAGCAUACCGGUCUUUGAGAAGAAAGGAAAAAAGAGGUCUUACAAUAGGCGUACAACCGAUUACGCACAGGUGGUCAUACCAUACAUGCUCAGAAUCAAAGGGUGCUCUUUGUGCCUACGUUUGCACUCCCAUAUUACAGAAAACCAUUCUUUUCAUUCUCGCUACUGAUUCCUUUUUGCUACAUUCACAGAAAGAUUAAAGAGUUUCACAGAGAAUG